Messenger RNA from Fundulus heteroclitus (mummichog), 4789 nucleotides. It is a transcript of the gene ccnf, whose product is annotated as cyclin F. Bases 1145 to 3490 code for a protein of 781 amino acids. The transcript has 17 exons. The record is from RefSeq and is a predicted model, not a curated record. NCBI's taxonomy places the organism in Eukaryota, Metazoa, Chordata, Actinopteri, Cyprinodontiformes, Fundulidae. Gene Ontology annotation, cellular component: nucleus; centrosome; cyclin-dependent protein kinase holoenzyme complex. Gene Ontology annotation, molecular function: cyclin-dependent protein serine/threonine kinase regulator activity; protein binding. Gene Ontology annotation, biological process: mitotic cell cycle phase transition; regulation of cyclin-dependent protein serine/threonine kinase activity.
UAGUCUAUCUAUCUAUCUAUCUAUCUAGUCUAUGCUUUGAGUUGGUGCAGGGUGACCUUAAAUAUGCUACUUAUACCAUAAACACUCUAGUGUGUCUAAAUUAAAACAAAUUUUCAAGGAGAAGUGGGUCAAAAUUCUUCCGCAAGGAUAUAAAAGACCCGUUGCCAGUUACCGCAGCUGCCUGAUGGCAAUUCAGCCUUUUGUUGAACAACAGUUAUUAAGAUGAUGGGGAGUUACUUUCCUCUUUGGUCCAACAUUGUUUGAGAACUUUUUUUUGUCAAUAAAUGGGAUCAUCAACCCAAAACUAAAAAAAAAACACCUAACUGUAUUGUCCAAAAUAGAAUCAUAUUGGUCUAUGUUUUAAAUACUCAGUUACACAUUAUAAUUUUUAGCAACAACAAAAAAGAAAGCAAAACCUGUGUGAGGACUCAUUGCAAAAUAAUGUGUUAUCCGUAUGAAUUUAUCCGUUAAAAUUCAUAAAUGCAGUAAAUUUAAACUAUAAAUGUGGUACAAGAGCAGGUUCAAUGCGAUUUGCUCCGAAACUGAAGUAUUAAACACGUAGCUGCGUGUCCCUUUAAAUAAGGUACCUUUAAACAGUGUUAUUGAGCCCAACUACAUUUCCCAAAGUACUCCGCAAAAAUGUGGAAGUGCGUCAUAAUCAGGUCAACCAAUCAUAUGUUCCCACACGCGAGCGCGUACUUCGAAAUGGCGUUCCCUCGUCCAAUGACCUUUCGCCAUUUUACAAUUUAUAUGAUCUAGCCAACCGGUGCUGUCGUUCUUCACGGUGACCAAUCAGCGGGACGCUUUGUUGCGUAGAGACGUCUUCGUUCUCCGCUAAUCAAACUCAACGCAGUGUUUAAACCUAGUGCGCGGGCGGUCCUAGGACGCUUUAGAGGCGGGUCCAAACGAGGACGCAUGCUUCGAUUUGAAUUCAGGAAAGCUGCUAGUUACUUGUUUAGAUACUCGUCAGCCACAGUAACUCAACAUUAGCUGUAACGCUUUUCUAAACUUUAAUCCGCCUAAAAAAUAGUAUCGUCCAUGUUUUACGUGUGAGUAAUAUUAGCUUGUACAAAUCGCAACGUCUAAACAAGCUGCUUAGUUUUCGCAUCUACAUCCUGCUGAAGGAGAGAUCAGUCUACUUGCAAUGAAAGCGGACGUCAUCCACUGCCGUUGUUCAAAAUGCUACUCUGUUCCGGCUCGGAAGCGGGUCCGUAAGCGAUCGUCUACCCUAACUCUGCUGUCGCUGCCUGAGGAAAUUCUUCUCUAUGUGCUCCAGUGUCUGUCUGCGGAGGACCUCCUGUCUGUCAGAGCGGUUCAUUCACAGCUCCGGGACAUUGUUGACAGCCACAACAGUGUAUGGGCCCGGGUCAGUUUCAGAGACACGUGGCCGUCUCCUAAAAUUUUAUGGCUGUUUGAAAGGGCUGCUGAAAAGGGGAACUUUGAAGCUGCUGUGAAACUUGGCAUUGCCUAUUUGUACAAUGAAGGACCUUUGCUGAGCGACGAAGGGCGAGCGGAUGUAUGCGGUCGGAAAGCCUCCCACUUCUUCAGCUUGGCGGAGAGCCUGCUCUCUCCCAAAGCGGAUCCCUUCACUUGGGUUUUCAUCCGUCCUCCGUGGUCGCCCACCGGCAGCUGCUGCAAGGCCGUGGUGUUCGAUCACCUAAAGGCCGAGUGCGAAAGCAACAUGGAGAAGAAGGGCCUGCUGUUGCACUGUUUGGCCCGGGUUCUGCUCCUGUUCGAAGGGGAAGAAAGGCGAUCGGAGGCCGUAGCCAUGCUGGAGGAGUCGUCGCAGGCCGGCUGUCUGCAGAGCUCGUACCUGCUGUGGGAGCACAGCCGUAAAGCAGCUAUUUCGGACCCAGGGAGGUACCUUCAGUGUGUGAGAACCCUCAGGGACUAUGCUGGCAAAGGAUGCUGGGAAGCUCAGUUGUCUCUGGCUAAAGUGUGCAGCAGUGGCAAUCCGCUGGGUUUGGAGUCCAAGGCCUGUUCGGAGAUGGUGGCCCAGGUUUUCAGUCCCUCCAACUCGGUACAGCAACGCAGCGCUCAGGCUCUGCUCAGACGAGGCAUCAAGGACACUAUGAGGUACAUCCUGGUGGACUGGCUCGUGGAGGUGACCACCAUGAAGGACUUCUCCAGCCAGACGCUGCACGUGACGGUGGGUUGCGUGGACCGAUACCUGGCUCUGCGCUCCGUCCCAAAGGCCCGCCUCCAGCUGCUAGGCAUCGCCUGCAUGGUGGUUUGCACACGAUACAUAAGCAAAGAAAUCCUGACCAUCCGCGAGGCCGUUUGGCUGACGGACAACACCUACAAAUACGAAGACUUGGUGCGGAUGAUGGGGGAGGUUGUGUCUGUGCUGGGGGGAAAGAUAAGGAGCCCCACGCUGCUGGACUACGGGGACGUACUGCUGUUUCUGCUUCCCCUGGAGAGGCGGUCCACUCACCUGUUCAGCUACGUCUGCGAGCUGUCGCUGCUGUACUCGGCUCUCGCCACACUACCUCCCGCCAAGCUGGCCUGCGCCGCGCUGCUCCUCACCCGGGCGCUGCAUCACUAUGGUCCCGUCUGGCCCACUCUGUUGAAGGACUACACAGGAUUUACAGAGGAGGACCUCGUUCCCCUCUCUGUGCUGCUUUAUGUCAAAUGUUUCAGUCAAGAUGUGCCCAAAGACUACAGGCAUGUGUCCCUGACUGGAGUCAAGCAGCGCUUUGAAGACGAGGCCUAUCAGCAGAUCAGCAAAGAAAAUGUUAUGGAUUUUAAAGAGCUCUGUCAGAUCUUGGAGAUUCCUGAGGUGGAGCCUCAGAUGGAGCCUCCUAGUCCAACUAGCGGUCAACCAGCAGACAUCCACACCUUCCUGGCUUCUCCAUCCAGCACUGGCAAGAGGAGACGCGACGACGGCGCGCAGGCUCACCGGAGCGGCCUGGUGGCCACGCCCACGGCGGAGCUGUCCAAUCAGGAGGAGAUGCUGCUGGGGGACAUCCUGGACUGGAGUCUGGACUCUUCCUGCUCCGGUUACGAAGGGGACCGCGAGGAGGAGAGCGAGGCCGAGAAAGAUGGGGACUCUUCCAUGAUCUCCAUCAAGCUGCUCCCCGUGGCUGACAGAGACGACAGACCGGAGCACUGCCGAGCUCUGUCCAGCGACGACGACAGCUUCUGUGAAGCGGAGGGCGACGGGGGCCGGGGCCACGAAGCGCCCGCCUCGUCCGCAGACCCCCACAGCUCCGGGUACUCGUCCGUCCAGAGCGUCAGCCCCUCGUCCACGUGCUCCUCGUCCUCGCCCGUCACCCGCACGUUCCGCACCUUCACCGCCUCGCUCGGCGCCGCCUCUGCCAACGCCCAGCCGGGUUUCCGCCUCCUGGUGCCCAUGCAGAGGCCCCGCGGCACGUCCAGCAGACAGGUGAAGAGGAAGAACGUCGCCACCCACAGCGGAGGCGAGCUGGAAAGGGAGGAGGAGGAUUUGGAGGAGGGUUAUCCGGCGAGCGCGGGCUUCCUGAGCCUGUGAGUUGUCGCGCCUGCCUGCCGUUCGGGCCGCUCAGUUUCUAACCCUUCAGCACUUUUCAAGUCCUCCCUCUUCAGCUGCGCCGCGAGUCUGAGCUGUUCCCUCAACCGCUAGAAGAUCAAAGAGAGUUUAAAGAUUAGACGGGGAAUCUGAACCGCUUAGAAGCUUUCCUUUUUCUAUCUGUUAGAUGUUUACAGACACGGAGGAGUAGAAAUGCCUCUCAGGAACCACGGUCGGCUCCGAAAUCACUGGAAUUACGGCUCGGCUUCCCUCAGGAGCCCCGGCGUUCUGGCUGCCACGUCUUUUGCGCAACAACCUAUCUCAAGAUGCCGUUUGAAAAGAAAAGGAGGAAAAAAAACGAAAUGAUUUAUCGUUUUCAGGGGGAAGAAGUGUUUGUUUUUUUUAGUUUAAAAAAAAGCAUAGCUGUCAUGUUUAUGUGGUCGUUUUGGUUGCAUCACCUCUGUUAUGCACUGUCUGUACUGUAUUUGAUGAUUUAAAGGGGACUACUGUUACCCGUUUGUAAUAUCUGCAUCCGAAGCCUUAACAAAAAAGGUCGUUUUCUUCUUACAAUUCCUCAGUUUUGUUGUCUUGCAGCUUAUCCAAAGGUACUGUGUUGUAAUUUAUGUUCAAAUAACAGAGCUGUGAAAUCAGUCACUUUGUAGCCUUUAAAUGGCUUCAGCUCAGCUCCGCGCAAAGCUGUGUUGUUGAUGAAUCAUUUUGUUUACCAGUGGCACACUAAUCCCAUCUGGAGCCCCAUACAGAUGUUAUCUCACUCACUAACGGGCUGUGAUGAUGUAAAUCAAGUCGCUUGGUGGAGCUUUACAUUUUCAGAGCACAGAUGAAAUGCGAAAGGGAAGUUUCCUCCAAACUGAAUCAAGUUAAGCACUUUUCUCAUCACCUGUGUGCGUAGGAACGUACCAUCCUUUCCGGAUUGUCCUUUCAACAUUCAGUAUUGAAUAUUUUUUGACACACUAGAGGAAACCCAAAAGGGUUUUUGUGCCUCUUUCAGGAUACAGAAGACAUGACGUCUAAAUGACUGUGACUGACUGUAAAUACAUUUUUAAACUGUUACUCCAGGCUGGUUGUAUUUUUCUUUUAUAAAUGUCUGUUUUGUUUUAUUAUGUACAUAUUGUUAUAUGUAUAAAUGGGAAUAAGACAAAGACAAUGCCACUACUACUUGAAAUCAUAUUUGCCUUAUUUCCCAAAAAGUUGUUGUUCUACAGUUCUGUUUUCUGUCAGGUCUGUAUGUAUUUUUUGUACUAAGUUUGAAUAAAAAAAAAAUGUUUUUAGUCAACCUUUUUA